This is a messenger RNA of Aspergillus puulaauensis, 2331 nucleotides long. It is a transcript of the gene lysF, whose product is annotated as homoaconitase LysF. Gene Ontology annotation, molecular function: homoaconitate hydratase activity; 4 iron, 4 sulfur cluster binding. The record is from RefSeq and is a predicted model, not a curated record. Bases 1 to 2331 code for a protein of 776 amino acids. The transcript is spliced from 3 exons. Gene Ontology annotation, biological process: L-lysine biosynthetic process. NCBI's taxonomy places the organism in Eukaryota, Fungi, Ascomycota, Eurotiomycetes, Eurotiales, Aspergillaceae.
AUGCAGUCACGACUAGUAUCAUCAGGCGGCCUCGGCCGCCGCUGGACGGUGCUGCGAUGCGCAAUGUCAAAGAAUUACCAGCGACGAACCCUCACAUCCACGAGACGCCAGUUCCAAGAGGUAUUCCAGUCGCAGCUCGAAGAUCCCACCUCUGCCGCGCUCUUUUCUGCACUCCAUUCCUCGAAAGCUGUGCCUCAGACUCUCACCGAAAAGAUUGUUCAGAAGUACUCGGUCGGAUUACCGCAAGGCAAAUUUGUCAAGGCUGGCGACUAUGUCACAAUCUCGCCGCACCGCUGUAUGACGCACGAUAAUUCCUGGCCCGUGGCCUCCAAGUUCUUUUCCAUUGGAGCAUCUAAUCUGCAUAACCCGAACCAGAUCGUCAUGACCCUCGACCACGAUGUCCAGAAUAAGUCCGAGAAGAACCUGCAAAAGUACCGUCAAAUUGAAGAGUUCGCUAGUCAACACGGUGUGCAAUUCUACCCCGCUGGGAGAGGUAUCGGUCAUCAGAUUAUGAUAGAGGAGGGUUUUGCCUGGCCCGGCACGCUGGCGGUCGCCUCGGAUUCCCAUAGUAAUAUGUAUGGAGGCGUCGGGUGCCUGGGGACUCCAAUUGUGAGAACAGAUGCGGCUAGUGUCUGGGCGACUGGCAAGACUUGGUGGCAGAUCCCCCCUGUCGCGAAGGUAACCUUUACGGGCGUUUUGCCGGCUGGUGUCACCGGUAAGGACGUCAUUGUCGCCCUUUGUGGAUUGUUCAACAACGAUGAUGUCCUGAACCACGCGAUUGAAUUUACGGGAAGCGAGGAGACCAUGCGAGGCCUGUCUGUGGAUACUCGGUUGACCAUUGCUAACAUGACGACUGAGUGGGGUGCCCUCUCUGGAUUGUUCCCCAUUGAUGAUGUUCUGAAAGGAUGGCUGAGAGGCAAGGCUACAACCUCGGCCAUGGGACUUGCGGAUGGCCCGUUUAAGACCUUAGCUGCGGAACAAUUCACCCACCCACUUCUGCAACAACUAUUUGAGAACCCGAUGACUGCGGACAAGGGCGCGAAAUACGCCAAGGAGCUCUUCCUGGACCUUUCUACCCUUUCCCCUUAUAUCUCUGGGCCCAACUCAGUCAAGGUUGCGACCCCACUCAAGGAGCUUGAGGCGCAGGACAUUAAGGUGAACAAGGCCUAUCUCGUCUCUUGCACAAACUCGCGAGCUUCAGACAUUGCUGCUGCUGCAAAGGUUUUCAAGGAUGCUGCAGAGAAGAACGGUGGCAAGGUUCCCAAGAUUUCUGACGGUGUCAGUUUCUAUAUUGCGGCUGCGUCAAUCCCCGAGCAAUUAGCGGCCGAGGAAGCUGGAGACUGGCAGGUGUUGCUAGAAGCUGGAGCAACUACACUGCCUGCUGGGUGUGGACCGUGUAUUGGUAUGGGCCAGGGUCUACUGGAGCCUGGGGAGGUUGGUAUCAGUGCGUCCAACCGUAACUUCAAGGGCCGCAUGGGUAGUACCGACGCAAAGGCGUACCUUGGAAGCCCAGAGGUUGUCGCUGCUAGUGCCCUAAGCGGAAAGCUUAGCGGCCCUGGCUGGUACGAAACCCCCGAAGGUUGGACUGAAGUGGUUCGGGGUGAAGGUGACGGUAUCCGAGAGGAGGACCGCAUGCUAACAGCCGACGAGGCUUUGGAGAAGCUGAUCGGCCAGAUGGAUGAUCUCGUGGCCGACGGCGAGAAGCGUUUCGCCUCCGAGACCCCCGCUGCUGAAGAAUCUGAGCAAGGUCUGACAGAGAUUUACCCUGGUUUCCCCCAAAGUGUUUCCGGAGAGAUCGUUUUUUGCGAUCAGGACAACCUUUCCACCGAUGGUGUCUACCCGGGCAAAUACACCUAUCAGGAUGAUGUGACCCCCGAGACCAUGGCCCGCGUCUGCAUGGAGAACUACGACCCUAAAUUCUCAGCUACCGCUAAGGAGGGAGACAUUCUAGUCAGCGGUUUUAACUUCGGCUGUGGAAGUUCCCGAGAGCAAGCCGCUACUGCUAUCCUAGCAAAGAAGAUCCCAUUGGUUGUGUCUGGCAGCUUCGGAAAUAUCUUCUCACGCAACAGUAUCAACAAUGCUUUGAUGGGCCUGGAAGUUCCUCAGCUAAUCAGCCGCCUCCGUGAGGCAUUUGGCUCCGGCGACAAGGUCCUUACUCGUCGCACGGGUUGGACCUUAACCUGGGAUGUGCGGAGAAGUCUCAUCGAGGUUCAAGAAGGCGAAAAUGGACCCAGGUGGACACACAAGGUUGGAGAAUUACCUCCAAAUGUCCAGGAGAUUAUUGCAAAGGGGGGUCUGGAGAAAUGGGUCAAGAAUGCCAUUGGCGCAUAG